This is a messenger RNA of Drechmeria coniospora, 627 nucleotides long. RefSeq lists its product as uncharacterized. Bases 1 to 627 code for a protein of 208 amino acids. The record is from RefSeq and is a predicted model, not a curated record. Lineage: Eukaryota; Fungi; Ascomycota; Sordariomycetes; Hypocreales; Ophiocordycipitaceae. The transcript has a single exon.
AUGCUUCAAGGCUCGUUGACGCUCCUCGAUCCGGAAGGACGGAUGCGAGCAUCCGGAAUCGCAACGUCAUCUCGCAGCCCCAAGGUGGGAGCCGAUCAUCGUUACCGCCGCCUUGGGGGGGAUCCCUUUUUCUCGUUCGCCCUGUCUGCGGCGUAUACGGAGCAGCUCUGGCCAUGCCGAGGCGGCCUGAUCCCUGCCGGCUAUGUCGUGGCAGAGCCCGUACCUCACCGGCCCUUGCCGCGUGCUAAGCACUUGCGUGUGCACGUACAUGCAGAGAACGGGGAGAACCGAGGAGUGACCGCCAUUUCCGGGCUCGGCCGCAUCGAGGACGAAUCUGCUGAUGUUCCGCGCCCCGACGAGGUCCGGUCCCGUACAAAGCACGCAAGAGUGCGUCGAGUCCUGGCCCGAGGAGAUGAGCCCUGGACUCGGCAUGCAUCCAUGGCCUUGAAAUGGACAGUCGUUUCGGGCAAACAUCAAACAUCCGUGGCCUUGGAAGGACAGUCGUUUCGGGCAAAGCCAUCGGACGAGCAUGCCGGACAGCCCUGUUCUCGAUUCGUCUCUGCCAACUCCCCAUGGCAGGCCUUUGCCACGCGGCAGGGUACCGUUGGACCUCCUCAUCAGCCUUGA